AUUUCGCGUUGCGUUCAGAGUCGGCGGAGAUUCGCAACGGACGGUUAAGUGUAUCCGUUUACUUCUUUUUCUUAAAAAGAAACUUUUUAUUUGUCUCCUGCCUCAUUGUCGUCGUUGUUUGUCGUCAUUGUUACGCGAUUUUCUUUAUUCUUUUGUCUCUUUGAUUAACUCUUUAGAUAUACAAAAUGGAGAAGAAAAGUGUUUGCAUCAUUGGCUCUGGAAAUUGGGGAUCGGCCAUUGCUAAGAUAGUUGGCGCCAAUGCCAAAAAGCAAAAUAAUUUUGAAGACCGCGUUACUAUGUACGUGUACGAAGAAUUAAUAAAUGGAAAAAAAUUGACUGAAAUAAUUAACGAAACGCAUGAAAAUGUAAAAUAUCUUCCUGGUCAUCAACUUCCAGAGAACGUGGUUGCAGUUCCUGAUGUUAUGGAAGCUGCGAAGGACGCUGAUAUCCUUAUUUUCGUGGUGCCACAUCAGUUUAUUCGUAGAAUAUGCAGCACACUUUAUGGAAAAAUUAAACCUACAGCCAUUGGUCUCUCCCUUAUAAAAGGUUUUGACAAAAAAGAAGGUGGUGGUAUAGAGUUGAUCUCGCAUAUCAUUUCUAAUGAAUUACACAUUCCUAUGUCUGUAUUAAUGGGAGCAAAUUUGGCAUCUGAGGUAGCAGAGGAAAUGUUCUGUGAAACCACCAUAGGAUGCAAAGACAAAGUAAUGGCUCCGGUUCUUCGAGAUCUGAUUCAGACAUCAUAUUUCAGAGUUGUUGUAGUUGAAGAUGUUGAUUCAGUUGAAUGCUGUGGAGCAUUAAAGAAUAUUGUGGCUUGCGGCGCUGGUUUCGUCGAUGGAUUAGACUUAGGUGAUAACACAAAAGCCGCGGUUAUUCGAUUAGGAUUAAUGGAAAUGAUUAAAUUUGUGGAUGCCUUCUACCCUGGUGGUAAACUAUCAACAUUUUUUGAAAGCUGUGGUGUAGCUGAUCUUAUUACAACAUGUUAUGGUGGAAGAAAUCGUAAAGUAUCAGAAGCUUUUGUAAGAACUGGAAAGACUAUUGAGGAAUUAGAGAAAGAAAUGCUCAAUGGGCAAAAAUUGCAAGGACCAUUUACAGCAGAAGAAGUAAAUUAUAUGUUAAAGUCGAAAAAUAUGGAAAGUAGGUUUCCUCUUUUCACGGCAAUCCAUCGUAUUUGCAUCGGACAGCUAAAACCUGCGGAUCUGAUCGAUUGUAUUCGCAAUCAUCCGGAACACAUGUAAGCGUUUAAUAGUUACAAUUAAAGUUGGAGGCGGAUUAAAUUGGAAUACAACGAUAAUCGAACGAUAAGUUUAAACUUGUGAUGUCAAUUCUUAUAUUGAUUUUGUUUAAUAUGUUGGUUUUUAUUCCUGUCAAAAAUAGCAUUAACAUUUUAGCAGUAUAAACCCAAUAGUUGAUGAUGAUAACAUUAUUUUAAUAUUUGUGCUUUGACUUGUAACGUUAUAAUGAAAUUACUAACAUAGAUAGUUCGUUAAAAACAAUAUUUCAUUAUAUCUAGCGCUAUAUGCGCUUAAUCCGUCUCUAACGUUAUAAUUAUUUUGUUUUUCUGUAAUCCACCCUCUUACACUUCAUUUUACUGGUGGAACAUAAAUCGCAUGAGAGAAGAUCUGUUGGUAAUAAGAAAAUUUUGGCCGAGUUAUUUGAUAGAUUUUAAAAUAAUACAUUUAAAUAGUAUGUAUAAAUUAAUUUGCACAAACAUGUACAUAUAUGUACAUAAAUGUACAUACAUGUAUAUAUAUGCAUAUAGAUAUAUGUAUAUUUAUAGAGACGAUAAAUACGCAUCUAACAAGCGAAGUAAAGAAAGCAGGUCUUUCAUAAUUUCUUCGUAUUUACUCUUUUUUCCUUUUUGCAAUAUGUUCUUAUACAUUGUAUGUUUGUUUGAAAUUGAAGAAGUGACAGAACUUCUCAAAGUGAUGGUUUUUAAUUAUGAUAAAUCUUCAAUAACAAGAACAUGAAAUUAAAAAACUAUCUGUCAGAUUAUGUUGUUAUAAUAAUACAACUUCUUAACAUUAUUUGACAGAAAAUUUUUAUUUCAAUUUAUUUUGUUGUUAAGUUUCAUAUAUUCUUAUCAAAUGUUUAUUGGAUACUUUUAGUUGUUAUUCAACAUUGGGUUAUUAUUGAAGUAAUAUUGAAUUUUUUUUUUGACUUUUUGAUUUACGAUUAAAAUACUUAAAUUAUCGAUACAAAUCGAUAUAAAUAUUGGACGCACAUUUUUCGUAUAAGAUUAAAUAUUAAAUAUUUUUUAAAUGAAAUAUAUACAUAUGUAUAUGUUUAUUUUAAUUAUGUGAUUUAAUAAUCAGAUUAAAAUAUUCAAACUCGUACAAUCUUCAUUGAAGAAAUAUAAUCUUUUUAUCGAUUUGAUUUAAAACUUACGUUAUUGAAAAAUACGUUCCUCUCAUUUUUUUCUUUAAAUACAUUCCGUAUAUUGCAAGGAAUAUCACAAGAUACAAUGUUGAAAAGGAAAAAAUUAAAAGUAUACGAAAAAGCGUGAAUAAAGAGUUAUAUAAUUACUAUAUAUAUAUUUUAAUGAGAUGUUUAUUUGAAGUGUUAUAUAUUCAUAGAACUAAAUCGGACGUAGAUAAAACAAAUAUGUAUAUUAACUCGUGCCAAUUUUUGGCUCGUCAUGAUGUCAUGAUGUCAAGAAAACGUUUAUUGUAUAGUUAUCACAAUGUUAUUAGAAAAGAAGUUAAAACAGUAUGAUGUACCUAAAAAGAGAAAAUAUACGAAUGUUAAUUGUUAUUACAUUAAAAAAACCAAAAACAAAACAAAAAAAGACUUUGUGUAGUUUAAAA
This is a messenger RNA of Vespula vulgaris, 2804 nucleotides long. It is a transcript of the gene Gpdh1, whose product is annotated as glycerol-3-phosphate dehydrogenase [NAD(+)], cytoplasmic. The record is from RefSeq and is a predicted model, not a curated record. The transcript has 7 exons. The coding region runs from base 186 to 1235 and encodes 349 amino acids. Lineage: Eukaryota; Metazoa; Arthropoda; Insecta; Hymenoptera; Vespidae. Gene Ontology annotation, cellular component: glycerol-3-phosphate dehydrogenase (FAD) complex; cytosol. Gene Ontology annotation, molecular function: NAD binding; protein homodimerization activity; glycerol-3-phosphate dehydrogenase [NAD(P)+] activity. Gene Ontology annotation, biological process: glycerol-3-phosphate catabolic process; carbohydrate metabolic process.